Messenger RNA from Penicillium verhagenii, 327 nucleotides. RefSeq lists its product as uncharacterized. The transcript has 2 exons. Lineage: Eukaryota; Fungi; Ascomycota; Eurotiomycetes; Eurotiales; Aspergillaceae. The coding region runs from base 1 to 327 and encodes 108 amino acids. The record is from RefSeq and is a predicted model, not a curated record.
AUGGCUUAUUCGCCUGAAGGCGCCGCUGUUAAUCGUCGGCAAAGUCUCGUUAGCCAACUUCCUGCUUCACCCCCUCCACUCGUUCUGCAGACCUCCGAUCCCUAUGUUCAGCAAAGGCUACAACAGUGGCGCCAGGACCUCGCGCAUCGCGAGUCUGCACAGAUUGAGCAGUUGGCAAACUGCGACGCGGAAUCAAUAUCUCCGUCCCGAACGCUUUCUCCAAGAGGGCCUAGCUACACAAAUGAUAUAUUGGAGGAAUACUACUUCGAAUCUGGCGACGAGUCCACGGCGCCUUCGGGUGAAUAUCAGGGCCUGGCUUGGCCAUGA